AUGGAGAAGUUCCCCGAGUUCCUGCUGCUGAGCGUGCUCGGUGUUCUGGUGGCUCUGAGCGGCGCUCAGCACCACCUCGCGAGCGCAAGGGCCGGCCCCUGGAGGCAGAGGUUCCAGUGGGAGAGCAACGGCCGUGUGUACAGUUUGCUGAGCACCGGGACCCAGUACAGACCUGUGGCGCAGUCCAGAAGACGGACCCAACUGCUGUUGACCGCCAAAAACACCCACUCGCCUUCCACAAGUGUGGAUCUCAGCGAGCCCGCUCGACCGGAGGCUGCGGUUCUGAGGGACCAAGCGUGGUCGCCGAGCAGAGGAGCCAGCCAGGAGUUCUCCGGCGGAGAGCGGAGCGCAUCCGGGGACGACACUGGCGCACCGACGGAUGCGCCGUCUGUGGACUUUACGCAGAAACCGCUGGGACGCUUGGAUUCCACUCCACAGCCCACAUCCGGACGGGUAGCGGUGCAUCACGAUGAUGACGAUGCGGGUCGCAUUGAAACGCCAAAUGUGGACCACAGACCAGUUGGAGCGGAACCGGCACCGCCCUCAAGACUGUCCAGCAACGUCGUGGAGGUACAUUACUCUCAACAGAGGACGGAUCCUGAUCCUGAUGGGAGUAACCCACGGGAUCCGCAAAGUAUCCAUCACAGGAACUCUGUUUUUUAUAACGUCUACCCACCGGACCAAAGGAACAGAGUCCCUGCAAGACCAGUUCUACCAGGACUGGGCCAUGGCACCAGGUUAUUCUAUAAUGGUCUGCCGGACCUGAUUCCCGACCCGUACCACAUCCAAGCUGCAUCUUACAUCCAGAGAGUGCAGAUGUACGCCCUACGCUGCGCUGCUGAGGAGAAGUGCCUGUCCAGGUCUGCAUACCACCCCAGCGUGAGCGAGUUGGACUACAGGGUUCUUUUGAGAUUCCCCCAACGUGUGAAGAACCAAGGAACAGCAGACUUCCUCCCAAUGAAGCCCAGGCACCAGUGGGAAUGGCACAGCUGUCAUCAGCACUACCACAGCAUGGAGGCCUUCAGCAACUACGACCUGCUGGAUCCUUCCACCGGACGUAAAGUAUCCGAAGGACACAAGGCCAGCUUCUGUCUGGAGGACACAUCAUGUGACCGUGGAGUACGAAGACGCUUUGCCUGCACCGCUCAUACACAGGGUCUUAGUCCGGGUUGCUACGAUAUCUACCACGCUAACAUCGACUGCCAGUGGAUCGACAUCACCGAUGUGCCACCGGGGAACUACACGCUCCAGGUGACGGUGAACCCCAAUCGGCUGGUUCAGGAGUCGGACUUCUCCAACAACGUGGCUCAGUGUGACAUCCGCUACACGGGAAGCCACGUGCAAGCCGCCAACUGCAGAAUCACCAAAAGCUGACCUGAUGGAUGUCACAUGAUCUUCACGCUGGGGCGUCAAUUCCUUUCACGUCAUUCACGCAACCAUCCUGGGAACAUUUCAUCUCAAGAUUUUAUUUCUUUCUGUAAACAAACAGUUUGCCCUUGUUUGCCCUUGAGGUGUAAUAGUCAACAAAAAGUAAGCAUGCAUUAUUUAAACAUUUUCUCUUUUUUUAUUGUUUUUUUAAAAACUUGUGACUGUGUGUAUUUGUGAAAGUGUAUUUGGAUGUAUG
This is a messenger RNA of Doryrhamphus excisus (bluestripe pipefish), 1624 nucleotides long. RefSeq names its product lysyl oxidase-like 5a (gene loxl5a). Gene Ontology annotation, molecular function: protein-lysine 6-oxidase activity; copper ion binding. Gene Ontology annotation, biological process: peptidyl-lysine oxidation; collagen fibril organization. Lineage: Eukaryota; Metazoa; Chordata; Actinopteri; Syngnathiformes; Syngnathidae. The record is from RefSeq and is a predicted model, not a curated record.